CAGCAGAAAAACCAGGGGACGAGGGGAGACAGAGUGUGUAAAGGAAAGCCUCAUAGGUGAGAGGAAGCUGUCCAAAGCCAGCUGGCCUGGCUUUGAGAAAAGCAAGAGGAAAAGUGAGAGGAAAAAUCAGGAAGAAAAGAAAGUUAUGAAAAGAGAAGCAAAAGAAAGUAUUACUGUUAUAGAAAGUUUCUGGGUGUUAGAAGGAAGUGUGGCUUAGCUGAAGUGAAGACAAACCCAUGUGGAGAAGGCCUUUACAGCAGGUUCUGUGAAGGCAACUGCAGCAGCACAGUAGAUACAGGAAAUUUUCUUUCCAAAGGAGGAGGAACCAGCAGGAAGCGAAGUGCUGCACAGGAAGGAAGAGUGCAAGAUUUGAGCUGGACUUUGUGGCCUGAACGAAGUUUGCCUGCGCCUUGAUCAUCGGAUAGCGGUGCAAGUGCUUCAAGAGAAAGAGAAGGAGAGACAGAAAGAGAGGAAGAUUGAGAGAGGAAGAGAGAGUGUACAAUGUGCUAGUGGAGCAGAGGAAGACAAGAGCGGGUGUUUUUCUGAUAUUCUCUGGGUGCCAGAGAGACUGACUAGGACGCAAAGAUGGGACGGAAGAAGAUCCAGAUCACCCGGAUUAUGGAUGAGAGGAACCGCCAGGUCACCUUCACCAAGAGGAAGUUUGGCUUGAUGAAGAAGGCCUAUGAGCUCAGUGUCCUGUGUGACUGCGAAAUCGCCCUGAUCAUCUUCAACAGCUCCAACAAGCUCUUUCAGUAUGCCAGCACUGACAUGGACAAAGUCCUGCUCAAAUAUACAGAGUACAACGAGCCUCAUGAGAGCAGGACAAACUCUGACAUUGUGGAGAAAUUAAGAACCAAAGGCCAUAGUGACUGUGCCAGUCCUGAUCCCGAUGACUGUUUUGGCCAUAGUCCCCUCAUGGAUGACCGUUUGGGCAAACUAAAUGAAGAGAGUGAUUUAAUAUACAAGCGCUCUGGUGCCUUAAACAAGAAAGAACACAGAGGCUGCGAUAGCCCGGACCCUGAUGCCUCAUAUGUCCUCACACCCCACACAGAAGAAAAAUAUAAAAAAAUAAAUGAAGAGUUUGAUAAUAUGAUGCGAAAUCAUAAAAUCCCCACAGGUUUGCCGCAGCAGAAUUUCUCCAUGCAUGUGGCCGUGCCGGUGACAAACCCAAACUCCAUGGGCUACAACCCCGGGGGCAUUCUGAGUAGCCAGGGCCUGCAAGCUGCUGCUACAGCCUCACUAAGUGAAGCCACCAUGCUGUCCCCUCCGCAGACCUCUCUUCAAAGAAACGUGGUGCCUGCUGGCGCCCCACACAGGCCGCCAAGCACGGGCAGCGCAGGAAACGGCUUCGUGAACCCCAGGGGCUCGCCGGGACUUCUGGGUACCAGCAGUGGGAAUGGACUGGGAAAAGUUAUGCCCACAAAAUCACCUCCUCCACCAGGGGGAAACAUGGUAAUGGGGAACCGAAAGCCAGACCUGAGAGUGGUCAUACCACCAUCCAGUAAGGGGAUGAUGCCUCCACUGUCAGAGGAGGAGGAGAUGGAGUUGAACACUCAUCGGAUAAGCAGCUCCCAGGCAACCCAGCCCCUUGCCACACCUGUGGUAUCUGUCACCACACCGAGUCUACCACCGCAGGGCCUGGUCUACUCCGGCAUGCCAACCGCCUACAACACCGAAUAUUCCCUGAGCAGCGCUGAUCUCUCCUCGCUGCAAGGCUUCGGUUCUCCAGGGCUCUCUCUGGGCUCCAUGUCGGCAUGGCAACAGCACCAACUGGGCCAAGCAGCUCUCAGCUCACUGGUGGGUGGUGGUCAUUUAUCUCAGGGCUCCAACCAGUCCAUUAACAACAGCCCGAACCUAACCAUCAAAUCAGAGCCCAUUUCACCUCCACGUGAGCGCGUCACUCCGUCCGGAUUCCCGCAGCAGCACCCUCCCUCCUCCAGCCGUCCUGACAUGGGCCGCUCACCAGUGGACAGCCUGAGCUCCUCCUGCUCAUCGUAUGAUGGCAGUGACCGCGAGGACCCACGUGCUGAUUUUCACUCACCGCCUCUUGGCCUGAGCCGAGCCCUCGCACCCGGAGCAGACGAGCGCCACAGCCCCUCUGUCAAACGAAUGCGUAUGGACUGGGUAACAUAAAUGACCAGGGAGGGCCGAGUAGGGGGAGAAAGAGAGAGUGAGUGAGUGACAGGCCAGAUGUAGGGAGGGUCAUAAUUGCUAUUAUUAUUAUUAUUAUUAUUAUUAUUAUUAUUAUUAUUAUUAUUAUUAUUAGUGUUAUUAUUAUUUAACUUUAUUUUGAUUUGGGAAGGCUGUGGGCAUGGCAAAGAAAAUUCAAGAUAUCUCAACGUAUUGAAAUUGAAGUUGAGUAAACUGUUAUUAUUGGAUUAUUUUAAUUUGACUUGUUUUGGAAGGAGGUGGGCACACAGAAGGAAAUUUCAGCUGUCCUGACAUAUCAGAAUUAAAGGUGCAACUGAGUGGUGAGAGAGAAAUCAGUUCUUCAGACUGGUUGUGUUACUUAGAACAGUUAUAAUCAGGUACGCCAUGCAGUUUAGAUCUAGCAAAGGUCCAACAUGUAAGGAAAAAAAAGGAUGUAUGGAGAUGUAUCAGGAUAGUGUAGUCUGGUCUGGCACUUGUAGCUGUUUCUGCUGUUGAAUUUGCAAGGUUGCACACAACCAGAGCAACCUCACCAGCUGGCCUCUUUAAUAAUCUAACUUUAUACACACCUAAAUAAGUUAACUUAUUGCAGGAUUGACCAUGUAUCAAAAAAAGGUUUUUUGGUUUACAAAGGGAGGAUCAUGUCUAACAUUUUUGUUACUUGUUAUUGCAACACAACUUUUUUCUUUUUAGAAUGAAAAACAAGUUAAACAGUAGCCCAGCUGAACUGGAGACAAGAGUCCUAAAUGAAAUUGAAGCUCAAACAAUGGUUAAAAGCCAAAGUAUGUUUGUUAGUUAAAAUUUUGGUUUGAAAAUUUCUCAUUUCUCUUUCACUAUUCAUUUCCUCUUAGUUCUGUUGUAAUGUAUUUUGUUACAAGCUCUGGAAAAAACUACAAACCAGAUCUAUACACAGAUAUCUAAAGCCAUGAACACUCAGUGUUCUGUUUGUAAAUUAAAGAUUUGAGCCAAACCUUUCCUUUUUGUUAUGUAUAUAGCAACUUUAAUAUAUAUCACCGUCGGUGUAAGUACGUACGUAUUGUACUUUCACUGGAUUGAAGAAAAAAAAGUAUAUUUUUGUGGAUUACUGCCAGGUUUACAAGGCGAGAUCCUUAAUAAGUAGAGUAUUCACUGGUUAAUAUUUACUAUUUUGUUAACUAUACUGUACUUUCUUUGAAUUUGACUUAUUGCUAUUAAUAAUCAAAGUGUUUUUAUUUGAAAGAAGGAUGUUUUAUGGGUCGCUUUCCCAUUAAUAAUGGUAAAUGUCUGUCCUUAAGAAAUUGUACCAGUGUUGUAAGUUUGAAACUCCACUGUCUCUUUUUUCUCUAUUUUUGUUUUUGUAAAAGGAUUACUGUAACAUUAAGGAAAGCUUUUUUCUUUCUUUACUGUACACAUUUGUGGGAGGGGUUUUGGCCAAGGCUGCUGAACACACUGCCUGCUUUCACAACCAAGGAUUGAUUUCAAGCCUCAAGGCAAUGAACCUUUCACAUGCCAAUUAGUGACACAUCUUCUCUCACUGGAAUCUUUUUUUUUUCCAAUCACAAUUUAAACAAAACUUGAUACCUUGAUACACUUAACUCCUUUUGAUGGAACUCUUCAUCAAAGUCAUGUAAUGUCCCCAUUAUUAUCUACAUAUUGUAAAUACUAUAACCUAAUACAUACAUACAUAUGAUGUACAGAACACACUUCCCAUUUUGUUUGGUGAAUUGGCUCGCUAGAUUAUUGAUCCUCUCCAGACUGAGUGAGGCCACUCUGGAAGCGCCAGACACUCUGAUCUUGUGUGUGUACAUGUGCGUGUGUGUGCCUGACUCUCUGUUUUCGCAUCUAUCUCUCCACACUGAGGCUCUUUGGUCCAUGCUUCUUUCGCCUGCCUCGCACCUCACUGCCCCCUUAAGGUGGAAGAAGCAUCAGGGGAUUCAGCAGCAAAAAGACAGCUCAAAUGCUAGACAAUGCAAAACCAAUCUCUCUGCUGGAUUGCACAUGUUUCUACAGUCAGGUUUGGCAAAAAUAAAUAAAUAAAUAAAUAACUUACUCUCUUUAAAUUUGCUAUCUAUUUCCCCCACUUUGUGUGCUCUCGUCCCCUUUUUAGAUACCUCUCUGCCCUCACAGGCACCAUAGCAGCUGGCAAUAAGCUGAUGUUAAUCUAUGCAGACUCUGAACACACAGCCCAGCACACAGCGCCAUCACAAAGGCUCAUUCCCACAACAUUCACAAUGUUAGGGUUUAGAAUUCAAAUUGGUUAUUAUCAUCUGGCCAUUAAAGACAUUUCCUUGCUUAUGAACAGAAUGCUCUGUAUGUGCACAGUUUAGAAAAUGACUGUUAACCUUUAAACCCUUAAGUGCUUGUAUAUUAAGAAGGCACACUCUUUUAUUGGCUACUUUAUAAGUACCACAGAAAGCCAUUUCAUGCUGAAUAACCUUAAAGUAGACCCUGGUGUCAGCCGCUUGUUCUGCCUUAGUGCAGGAACAAGCUUAGCUGCGAGCGAAGUUUCAAAAAGUUCAUUAAAAAUCCAUUUUGAUGUCUAUCACUAAUUUGUUACCACAAUUAAUGCCUUUCAGGGUAGAUAAGCAAUAACGCAAUAAUGCCAUUGCAGUGCUGUAAACUGCACUGUUGAGUAAGGUUAUGCAGGGCACUUACACUGACAAAAACACACACGCACACACACACACACUGAGCUAGAUUAGGAAUCAGGGAGUUUCCUCACAUGCACACCUUAGAGCUUCAUUCCAAAGAGUUCUAAAUUGUGCAUGAUAUUUUACUUCAACAUUAAUUUCAUUCCCAAUGUUUAAAAAAAUGGGCAAACCGCUAGUUUUUCUAUCAAUCCCCCCCAGAAGACACAUACAAGAAAUACAUAGGAUAUCUAAAGAGAGGAAGUUGCUCGUCUUGGUCUGAGUGCUGCUUAUGACAUCACAAAAUGAACUGAAUGUGAAAUGAAGGGUUUCAUGAGGAAAACAAUUUGUAGAGAAAUUUACUUUGCUGUGCAAGAGUACACUGCUUUGCUUUAUGGCUUUUUUCUAAAAACAGAACUAUGUAUUUGGUAAUUGUUUGUAGUUACUAGUUCAAUUCAAGAAGCUGUUUGCGGUUUGGAUGCUCAAACCGUUUGGCGGCACAAGCUGGACUUUGUUGCCAUGAAUGAAAUGAAAUGUUUUAGAUGAAAAAAAAAAAGACUCAAGAGAAAAUUUAAGCUAAUCUGCAUUCUAUUUCCCUUGAAUGUGUUGUUUUAUCUUCAUUAUACAAUAAAUAUUCUAGUGAACUUUUUAUUGAAUGACUAAGAUAUUAUGCUAGGGAUUGUUGUACAAAUUUGUAUUCUGCAUUCACUUAAGUAAAGAUAUUGGCUUUAACUGUGUAAA
Molecule: messenger RNA, 5495 nt
Organism: Tachysurus vachellii
Lineage: Eukaryota; Metazoa; Chordata; Actinopteri; Siluriformes; Bagridae
Gene: mef2aa
Product: myocyte enhancer factor 2aa
Exons: 12
Coding region: 586-2133 (515 amino acids)
Biological process (GO): positive regulation of transcription by RNA polymerase II; heart development; cell differentiation
Molecular function (GO): protein dimerization activity; histone deacetylase binding; DNA-binding transcription factor activity, RNA polymerase II-specific
Source: RefSeq, a predicted model, not a curated record